Messenger RNA from Salvia miltiorrhiza (redroot sage), 3579 nucleotides. Its product is annotated as protein MODIFIED TRANSPORT TO THE VACUOLE 1-like. The record is from RefSeq and is a predicted model, not a curated record. NCBI's taxonomy places the organism in Eukaryota, Viridiplantae, Streptophyta, Magnoliopsida, Lamiales, Lamiaceae. Bases 284 to 2392 code for a protein of 702 amino acids. Gene Ontology annotation, molecular function: ubiquitin binding; phosphatidylinositol binding. Gene Ontology annotation, cellular component: trans-Golgi network membrane. The transcript has 4 exons.
CAAUUUUUUUUAAAAUUAUUAUUAUUAUUAAAUUAUUAUUUUUUUGUACAUUUCUCUUACAAAAAAAAAACAAAACAAAAACCCUUGAGAAACAUCAUCCCUUUCCGAUCAUUGAUUUGUUCAAUUUUUUGGUUGGAUUCGUUCAAUUUUGCGCAGGAAGACCAAAUUCCACCCAAAUUCGCCUCUUCUACGGUUCCAAGUUUGUCCUUUCAGUUUGAAUUGAUUAAUUAUUGAAUUAAUUUGAUCAGUAAUUGGAGCGGUUGCGUUCUGAUCGUGAGGAGGAAUGGAGCAGAGCAGGAGAGCGGUAGAGUCGUAUUGGAGGUCAAGAAUGGUGGACGGCGCCACGUCCGAUGAGGAUAAGGUGACUCCGGUUUACAAAUUGGAAGAAAUUUGCGAUUUGCUGAGGUCGUCGCACCCCUCCAUCGUUAAGGAAGUCUCCGAGUUUAUUCUCAAGCGUCUCGACCACAAAUCGUCUAUUGUUAAGCAGAAGGCCUUAAGAGUCAUCAAAUAUGCAGUGGGAAAGUCAGGUGCUGAGUUCAGAAGGGAGAUGCAAAGGAAUUCUGUUGCCGUACGCCAAUUAAUCCACUACAGGGGCCAGCCAGAUCCUUUGAAGGGCGAUGCACUGAACAAGGCUGUCCGUGAAACAGCACAGGAAACACUCUCUGUUUUAUUCACAUCGGAUGAGAGCAAAGCUGCACCUAAAGAAAGUAAACUUGGUAGUCGAAUUCAAGGAUUUGGGAAUACUAACUAUGAAUUGCCUUCAGAAGAUAAAAGGUCCUUCAUUAAUGAGAUUGUUGACAUUGGAAGUGCCACAAUCAAACAGGGACUGAGUAGUUUGGCACAGUCCCCAUCUCUGAGAAAAAACAAUGACACUGGGAGUUACAGAAGCCCAAAUCUUCAGCGAUCUUUGGCUCCGGAAAGAGAUCACUCUGAAAGAUAUGAAGCAGUUGAUUAUAAUACUGACAUGCAAAGCUCUUCUCGGUUCUCCAAAAAUGCUGGUUCUGGAAGUUGGGGCCAAGAUCUCAGUGCGUCCCAGGCAGAAACAAGUGAUGGAGUCUAUGAAUCAACUUAUGGCACGAAGACUCGUGAGGAGAAACUGUUAGAGACAAUUGUAACAUCUGGUGGUGUGCGUUUACAGCCUCCUCGAGAUGCACUUCAUAGCUUCCUGAUAGAGGCUUCAAAAUUAGAUGCUUUGUCUUUAGCACAUGCAAUCGAAACAAAGCUGAAUUUACCUAUGUGGCAGGUUCGCAUGAAAGCCAUUUGCGUCCUUGAGGCAGUGCUGAGGAAGAAAGAUGAUGGGAAGUUUUCUGUCAUAUCUUCUUAUUUUAGUGACAACAGUGAUGCAGUGAUCCAAUGUUCUGAAUCCCCCCAAGCAUCUCUGAGGGAGAAGGCAAAUAAGGUAUUGAGUCUUCUGAGUGGUGAAAAAGGUGGUGGAGGAAUCAAUCAAGUCGAAAGAUCAGCUCAGCCUUUGAUGAUGCCAGACUUGCUAGACACCAGUGAUUCACACGAUCUUAUGGGCGUGGAAGAUUCUCAAAAAGCUGAUGUUCAGCCAAGUACUUCAACUGUAGGACCUUCUAAUGCUCCACUGAUUGAUGACUUAUUGGGGGACAGUUUUGGUGGUGGUGACAACACCAACUGGCAGAAGGUCGACGAUGACCCAUUUGCAGAUGUCUCCUUCCAUUCCAGUCUUGAUAAGGACCAUGAAACCGAUGUCUUUUCUGGCAUGGCAGUUAACAAGUCGGUAAUUAAGGAUGCCCAUGUAGCAGCUAAUAGAACUGAAUCCGCAUCUUUUGACUUUUACAACUCGACAUCCCAGGAGCUUGAAAAUGCUGGAAAAGAUGUUAAUGACUUGAUGAGCAGUUUGUCAAUAAAUAGAAACGAACCAUUUGAAAAGCAAAACGGAAGCACUACUAAGAAAAGCCCAGAACAUGUUCAUUCAGCGUCCAGUAUUCCCCAAGAAAAUAACAUUCAUAACAGCAUCUUGAGUAGGGAAUUCACUUCUCAAACUGCAGGGAUCAAUGUAGCUCCCAUGUUCCCUUUGGGGGCCAUGGGUUAUAAUUUUCCAUCAGGGUUGAUGUUCAAUCCCGCAUUAGCUUCUCAUGCGAUGAAUAAUAUUGCCAUGGAGAAUAUCUUGGCUCAACCCCAGUUCCUUGCUGCAAUGUCCAACUUUCAGCAACAAGGGUAUCUGCAAUCAAGUACAGGUUUUAGCGCUGCUGGAUCUGAUAUAGGAAAUUCUUCGGCCUUUCCAGAUGUUUUUAAUUCUACCAUCGCUACCCAACCUCCGACUUCACUAAUGAAUGACUCAAAAAGAGAGGACACUAGAGCAUUCGAUUUUAUCUCGGUAAGUUUGAGCUUCACUAUCUAUCAUUACAUUAUAUUGCUUUUCAGUUGAGCACUUCAAAUCUUUGACCUUGGUGGGUUUAUAAAUGCUUAGGUUUUAGUUAAUGUCAUUCAAUCUUAGCAGUAUAUUCUAUCCUUUGCCAAGUGUAUGCCUUUUAAGUUCCCACACGUCUUCAAAUGACAUACCUUCAUUUGUAGCAUGUUUGCAGGAUUUAGAUACUAAAUAAAUAGCUGCUGGAAUUCUAUGAAAAACUUUCCAUCCUCUAGAGGAAGUCUUGGGUGCACACAUGUUUCAUUUUUGGUGUGAGUGAGCUUCUGUGACUUAUUUAUUUUGUUUUGAAUGUUACGCUUGGAGAUGUGUACAAGCUUGUUCUGGAAAUAUCUGAUCUUGGAUUGCCAAUUACUGAUAGAGAUGGGGUUAUUUAGUGGCUUGACCUAGGAUGACGUUUUCUGCUUUGCUACAUGCAGUAGCAUAACUCUUCUUCCGUAGUUUUCAAACUUUUUUGUUAAAUAUCAUACUUUUUGGCAACAUACGAGCCACAUAGGUCACAAUCUAAUAGUUACGUUAAGAGACUGACUUAAGAACAUGUCAGGAGUGCUCGUAAAAUGAAGGCUAGUGUAAUUAGACAUGACCUUGAUGAUAUCAUAGAAACUAAUCAACUUACUUGAGGUAGCUCAUUUUUUGAAACUCUACUCACAUCCAGCUCAAGCAGUAUACAAGGUAUUUUGAGCUGGCUCAGUCAGCUAUGACCUCAUGGAGCUGGGUUAUCCGACUCUAGGUCCUAUUCAAAUUUACGAAGACCUACGUCCUGGGAAACUUGUUCAGAUUAGAUUAAUACGGGGUAAACUUUUGUUCAUGUUGCAGGAUCAUCUGGCUGCAGCUCGCGACCCAAAGCAUGUAACGUGAGUAUUUCAGUGAAUUGUCUGAAAUGGAGCAACAACUCACCUGGUUAAUAUUGAAACUUGAAUUGAGAAAAGAAAAUAGUUGGGCAUUGUUUCUGCUUUCGGCAAAGGAUCAGUCAGAAAAUGGGUGAAGUUUCCGUUAGCCGUGAUGUUGAAUGGGUACGAAAAGGUUUCGGUAUCUUUGCAGCUAUAGUUUUAUGUUCUUUGUCAUUUGAAAAAAAAAUGAAUUAGAAUUUUCUAGUGAGUUGCCCUGAGUCAUUACUUACCAAGGUAAAAAAAUCAUUACUGUGUGAUACAUAUUCUUUCAUGGAGAUUGAUAAGUCGGGGGUUAAAUUA